GGCAGCUUUCGACCGCUUAUUUCCCCCCACUCAGUCAUACUUCAAAACUUUGCUUGUUCAUUUCGAUCGCUUACUCAUUUCAGACCCUGCCUACCACGGGCCUAUCUUUAUGACUAUAUAUGUAAAUGUGGGGGCAGCUGUUGGUCUUCCCGCUCCCUCUUUGGCGCGAACCUCAUUCACGGAAUUGCCGUGGUUCCUUCCUUCGUGCACAAUGGGCUUGAAGUCGACCUCCUUUUUCCUGAUCCGCCCUUACGGCUUCCAACCACCCGUCCGUAUCCUCAAGCACUGCAAGAUUUUUUGGGUUUGCUAUUAAUUACUAGAGAAUUGUAACAUUCCCCAGCAGCAGGAAAAAACCGUUAAGAUUCAGCUUUUUGGGACAUUGCUUUUGAUGGGGACUGCAACCUUCUCUGCUGAUGGUUUUUUGUUUUGCUUUGGGGGAUACAAUCUUGCUGCCCCAGAAUCGUCCUGUGCUGCAGGAUCGUCCUCUAUAAAGGACAGAACAGAAGGGCUCCUGCUUGAGGUUGAUGUGCUGCCCUGAGAACCUGUCCAAGUACCUAACACUGCACUGGGUCUUAUAUGCUGUCUUUUCACAUAAUCUAAUGAAGAACAAGAUGAAAGAAGUCUGGUCUCAAUUUCCUAAUCAGACACCAAGCACUGUAAAGACUGGAGUUAAAAUGCCCAUCUCACCCAUGAGUCUCAGCUGCCACUUAUGGAUGGAUCCAGGAUUGUUGAACUCAGGCUGAACCUGGGGAGCAGCUCCAUUUUUCCCAAUGGAUAUUCUGGAUUUAUCAAAUAUUCUUACCUGGAGAAUCUGCAGAUCAACAACAUCUUUCAAGAAACAAGAUAUUUUAGUAUGGACUGGCAUUUGGCACCCUGAGUUAAGCAGGAUAGCAUCGUUAUUUAAGAUGAGUGAGGUAAUAUACACCAAGAAUCCUGAGGAAGAUGAAGUGCUUGUUAAUAACAAUGGAAAUGCACAGGAUGGAUAUGCGCAAAAUGGAUCAAGGAAUCACUAUUCAGAGCAAGAGAGACGUACUGGCAGUGGAUGCUCAGGGGUGGGAAAACUGUGUGGUGAUAGAGUUAAUACAAAGUUCAGCAAGACGGUUAUUUACAAGACACUAAUUAUAAUAUUGGCUUUAUUGCUGAUAGUCUUUAUCAGUCUCUAUGCUACUGAGCGUGCAGCAAACCGCAAACAGCCACCAGUUGAAACUUCAUGCCUCCAAGGCUGGAUUAUGAAUAAAGGGAUGUGCUACUUGUUCUCUGCAACUGACGAGACCUGGAGCUCCAGCCAAAGCAAUUGUUCUUCAUACGGUGGCUCCUUUGUGACAAUUGAUACUCAAGAGGAAAGGGAAUUUGUAGAGCGCAAGGCAGAUACUGACUAUUGGAUUAACCUCCAGAGGGAGAGUGUAGAACAGCCCUGGAAAUGGCCAAAUGGGUCUCUUGUCGACGACCGGUUUCAAAUUGGAGGCGAAGGACUCUGUGCCUAUCUGAACGAUAAAGUGGUCAGCUCAACGUACUGUGACCAACGUCGAAACUGGAUAUGCAGGAUGCCUGUCCUUGGUGCUAAGAGGGAAGCCUUGCUAUAAGUGGAGAAGUGUGGAACUUCUGGAAUAACUCCACUUGCAGUACUGAGUCACUUAUUUCCAUACAAUGUGACUGUCGGGACUCUGUCCCCAUUUCAGUGAAUUCCAGGGGCACGUCUUGUAAAUAUGUAAAUUUACAUGUAAAUUAUAAUUUAGAUAAUACAUUAAACCAUUUAUUAAAACA
Molecule: messenger RNA, 1764 nt
Organism: Hemicordylus capensis (graceful crag lizard)
Lineage: Eukaryota; Metazoa; Chordata; Lepidosauria; Squamata; Cordylidae
Product: C-type lectin domain family 2 member D-like
Exons: 7
Coding region: 771-1583 (270 amino acids)
Source: RefSeq, a predicted model, not a curated record